Molecule: messenger RNA, 2114 nt
Organism: Zophobas morio
Lineage: Eukaryota; Metazoa; Arthropoda; Insecta; Coleoptera; Tenebrionidae
Exons: 6
Coding region: 55-1521 (488 amino acids)
Molecular function (GO): scavenger receptor activity
Source: RefSeq, a predicted model, not a curated record
UAUAAAAAUCACAUUUUAUUUGCCGGAACUCUCUGAUUUCCUCCAUUUCUCAAAAUGGGACAGGAAAUUCAGAGUUUGGUAGUUGUGUUCGGUUUGUGUUUUCUUCUUAGGCACGUUUUUUGUGAUGUUAUAUUACUGAAGAACAAUUUGAACGCUUCAUGUUUUCCUGAGGAGGAUAAUCUUGUGGCAUAUUUGGCACCGCCAAAUGUGCAGCCCAAAAGAGAUAACGACUUUGUCGACCAUGUUGUGGGAGAAAAUGAUGACUGGCUCCAAGUUUCAGCCAACGAAUCUAUAACCGACUUUAGAUGGACAGAAUCUGAAAUCACUAAAAGCAAUAAUUCACAAUUUAGCUUUGACCAGGCAAUUUCGUUUUCGGUUUAUGCUCCAUUCAGUUUUAAAUUAAACAUUAUAUAUAUUAUCCAGGACGACAAUCCCUAUCCCAGAUCACAUACAUGUGAUCUAAUAAAAAAUUUUACUACUGGAUGGUUUCGCUUCACUUUACUUCAAAAAAAUCAAAGCCUGAUAUUGUACGAAAACGGAAAGUUGGUAAAAAAUAUUUCUCAUAAAUGGGAAAGCCAUAUAUCACGUGGACAGAAAAAUGUAACAAUAGCAAAUUCCAAUGAAACGUUUUGGAAAAUACAUAACUUGAAAUUUAGGUGGUCAAAUACUACGACGCAUAGUGAACCUACAAUACUAAAAACUUAUCGUUUGGAUAUAUCAUGCUUAUCAAUGUAUUAUUAUUUGUGCGAAAACUGUUUUCUGGAAGUUAAUUCAACAACGCUUGGUGAAACGUAUAAUUUUACAAAGAACAAGAAUCAAACCAAAUUGUGGAGCAAUUCGAAAAUUAAAUUAAAAUAUGGCAAAGAAAAUGUUAUUGCUAUUUAUCGAAGAAUAGUUGGUAAUGAUGAUGUGAAUGGAACGUGGGGUCUGGAUAUAAGAUACUGUAGAAAUUUUCAAGACAGUAUUGUAAGAAAAAAUAUCUCACUUGGUGAAGAAAUCUCUUGUAAAAUAUUAAACGAAGAAGAAAUUGCAGUCAACACCACAGGUGUAGGAAAUGAUGAACUCUGUGAAAAACCCGGAAAACUUGGAAUUAACUGCAUGCAUAGCUGUUCAGAAGUUCUAGGUCCUUAUUUUCCUCAUUGCGAACGACAUAGGAUCUGCCGAAAUUCUAACUGUUCGUGCGCUUGGGGUUUUCGUGGAGAUCAAUGUGACACAGACUGUGACGAUAGUACGUACGGAUUAAAUUGCAGCAGGAAAUGUGAAAAUUGUCAGAAAUGCGAUAAAAUAACAGGAAAGUGCCCUUCCCCAGACGUUUCCGCUACUUCGGCCUACUCAAUAGUAAUACCAAUAAUAGUAGUAACAUUAGUUGUUUUUAUUAGUAUUCUGUGUUACGUGUAUAGAAAGAGAAUACUGACUUGGUAUAAUAAUUUAUGUAAAGGCGGUGAUGCUUCAGAGUCACCUCAGGUCGAAUACUCUAAGGAAUUCAAGCCUCUUAGAGCACAAGAUUCAACAGAGUUAUAAAUGAACUAUUGACAAAAAUAAACACUUUUACUUCCCGAGCGUAAGCGAACUUUUUUAGAAUACAGUUAAUACGACUAGUUUAUAACAGUUAACUUUUCAACUACUGCGUAUUUCACUUUAAGUUAGCAGCAUUUAUAUUAGAAAAUUUGCGAUCGUGUUAACUCAGUAGAAACGUGCCAAUUUUAUGUUGAAGUUUUUGUUAUAAGUGGCGGUUUUUUUGAAAUUUUAUGUUUUAUUUUUUAAAUUGUAAUACAUAUAAUUACGUGUUUACUGUAAUAAUCUGUAUCUAUAGCAACUCCUUCCAUGAACAAUUUUUAUAUAGGUAGAUUUUGUAAAAAAACACGUAACUGUUAAUUCUUGUAGUCAAAAUUUUUGUUGUCCAAUAUUUAUUUUAUGUAAGUUGCCAGACUCCGUUCAUUUUUAUAAGGGGACGUUUUACUUCAGUUACUCAGCAUAAUAAUGAAAUGUAAAUUCUAUUUUUGGGCUAAAAUUGUAUCACUCGCAAACGUCACCUUAUAUGAAUUUAUUUCAUGUGUAUUUGCGUUAUUUUUUAUUUUUUUAAUGAAACACGAAAAUAAAAAAUUUGAAGUCUU